Molecule: messenger RNA, 1177 nt
Organism: Ceratina calcarata
Lineage: Eukaryota; Metazoa; Arthropoda; Insecta; Hymenoptera; Apidae
Exons: 4
Coding region: 171-944 (257 amino acids)
Biological process (GO): transcription by RNA polymerase I
Source: RefSeq, a predicted model, not a curated record
AUAUCUCAGUUUAUUGUAUAAUUGUCCUUUAAGUUAAUAUAGUGAAAUACACAUGAACAUUAUGCAAAUUUUAUCUUGUGCGCGAAUAUUUUAAUAUGUUAGUACACUUUGUUGGAAGAAUUUGAAACUGUCACACGAGGACUUUUAUUUUAUGAAAUAAUAAUAAAAAAAUGGAUUGUUCAAAUAUAAAUGAUAUAGAUAUAGAAGAUUCUUUAACUAAUUUAAACACUCAGUUAAAUAAAUCUAUGGUUUUAAUGGAUACUACUGAGACUGAAAUAUUGUUACCAAAAAGUAAACGAGCCAUCAAGAUUAAUACAAAAAUUCAACCACCCAGUCCCUUUAAUAGUACUCCUGUGUCUAGAAAGAGCAUUUUGAAAAAGGAUGGGAAAAGAAAUACAACAGAGAUACAGCAAAAUGUAGAAAAUAACAUGAAGACACUAAAUGAAACAGAUAAUAAUAAUACAACCUCGAUCAACAUUUUAUCUACUACUAGACCACAAAAUAUCAAUGAAUUGGUUGAAGGAGAAAAUUUAAUUAUAGAAAGUACAGAUUCGACAUUUACAUUGGAAGAUCUAUCUGAUAAUGAAGACGUAUGGAUCAUGGACAUUCCUAGAACAAUAGAUCCAAUAGAACUUAAGGGUCAAACAUUAACAUUUGGAGAGAAAUCAAAAUUUAAAGUUAAGGAUGAAAAAUAUUGUGCAGUGAAUCAUGAAGUGAAAUCCAAUGUCACUUGUAUAUUUAAUACUAACAGUGUGAAGUCAAGAUAUAAAGCUGUUAACGUAAAGCCAGUAGGGACGAUAGGUGUGAGAAAGAAACUAUCAAGUGUUUCAAAGACAAAAUCAAUGCAAAUAGAAAACUACAGUGUGCCAUUCCCAAAAAAUUUGAGAACUCGACAUCCAUUAUUUGGUGUAAGUUAUGAAGGUAAAACUAGAAAAGUGCAAUAACAUGGCUAAUUGAGAAAAACAUGAGACAUGCACUAUAUUCCAAAAUUGUGUAUAGCAAUGAGAAAUUGUAUGCACAUGAAUCAUGAAAAUUUCACAAAUAUUUCCAUUUUUGCACUUGAUUAAAACUGGAUUGAUUUGAACGUAAAUAAGGUAUCAUUUUAUCUUAUUGAACGCAAUAGUGAGUGUAAAAUUAUGUGUAUAAUCUUGUAAAAUAAAAAACUUGUCUGAUGGAA